CUCCGCUGUGAGGCAGAAGCUGCUCAGCUGUUGGGUCGUGGUGUUAUAGCGUUGCCUCGGACUGUGGCGAAGAACGAGAGAACCCCAGCGGCAACAGUACGGGACAUGGACAACAGCAAACGGACUGUGGUCGUUACAGGUUUUGGGCCAUUUGGAGAGCACACUGUCAAUGCCAGCUGGGUAGCAGUACAGGAACUGAAAAAGCUUGGACUGGGCAGUGAAGUGGACUUGCAUGUGUAUGAGGUUCCUGUAGAGUACCAGACAGUCCAGAGUUUGGUUCCUUCAUUAUGGAAGCAGUAUCAUCCACUGCUCGUUGUCCAUGUUGGCGUCUCGGGUAUGGCCACCACUGUCACUUUGGAGAAAUGUGGCAGAAAUCAUGGCUACAGGGGCCUGGACAACAGCAGCUUCUGUCCAGAUUCACAGUGUUGCAUUGUGGGAGGCCCGGACUGUAUCAACUCAGUUAUUGACAUGGAAUCAGUCUGCAAGAGAGUGGCUGCGUCAGGACUGGGAGUAGCUGUGUCUGUUUCUAAAGAUGCUGGAAGGUAUCUCUGCGAUUUCACUUACUACACAUCCCUAUACCUGAGCCACGGUCGCUCUGCCUUCAUUCAUGUGCCUCCUCUCGGAAAGCCUUACAGCGGGGAAGACCUGGGCCGUGCCCUACAGGCCAUCGUACGAGAAAUGCUGGAACUUUUGGACCAAGCUGAGAAGAUCCACUGCCAGCAGCACUUCCACUAAGUGACCUCCAGAUAUCAACCAGCCUCUCCUGCCCUCACCUCACAAGACAAAUUGCACUCAAACACAAAGUAGCCAAACCUCUUUAUUUUCUGAAGUUUAGUCUUUACUUGGACCUUCAGAGCAUAGGCUGUUUUCUGAGUUAGUUGUUUCUGUCUUGUUUUAUUGAGUUAGAUUCAGUCAUAUUUGUCUCUCAAUGGUGAGAAACAAAAGUAGAAUGCUUAGGAAAAACUUUGGUGACAUUUAGUUGUUUUUUUUGUUUUGUUUUGUUUUUUUCUCACUGAUCAAGGAACAGAAAUUUUUGUUCAUGGCUUAAAGUUUUGGAGAAAAUCAUGAGGUUCAUGAAGAAGAGCACAGAAGCCCAGUGCUGUUGCUACCUGUUUAUAUGCAGUCACAGCACAUAAUGCUGAAGGACUGAAUUGUAGCAGAAAUUACAACCUAUAACUCCAAAUGUGACUCCUAUUAUUGCACCUUAUAGAGUUAGGGUUAUUGAAAUUGCUAUAGAAGGCACAUUUGGGGGAAUUGUCAAAUCAAAAAUCUUCCUCCUUUUAACUUGUCAUUUUCAAGCAAGACUUUUAUUGAGUGAUGAUUAUAUCUUUUAAUUAGCAGGUGAUCACACAUCAACAUCUAAAGAAUUGGUAAUGCACAUUAUAGCAUUCUGGUAUACAAGUAGAAAUGUUUGCCUCUUGUGGUUGCUAAUUUCAUUUUUCAUUUUCUCCACUAUGUUCCAAUUAUUCUCAAGAUUUUUUGGUGCUGUUUCACAUUUGAUGUUAAAUUGGUUCUUAAGCCCUUUUUUCUUUAUAAGAAGUUGUGAAUUUACCUUCUUUUACUAAGGUUAUUUAAAUCAGGGAACGGGUUGGUUCCAGCUCAUAUUUCCCCACUUUUGUUGGCCCAGUUCUGACAAAAAAAAAGUCAAACUCACCCUUCUGAGAUCUGACCCCUGGUUGUGCAAUGUAAUUUUUUACAGAUCUCUUUUGUUUUUUAAUAGGAAAUUCAUGAUUUCUUUACUGCUGCACAACUAUUUCAGAAAAUAUCAAGCUUUACAAACUAGAAUUAGUUUUAUCUGACACAUCAAAGGACAAAAGAAAAGGCAUAAUUAUUGAUAAGAUGUUUUAUUAUGAAAUAAUCUUAAAGAUUUCCUAGAUUGUGUGGCAGUGACAUGCAUUACACUUUGCUGUGAGAGUGUGUAAAGAUUUUACACAGAUUUUAUGUCUUCAUAAAAAAUGUUAUUUCAUCAUAAUUUACAUGUAUACGUUGUAGAGGUAUACAAUUGAUGAUCAGAUUUAAACGUGUUUCUGAAAUUGUUGUGCAGCCCUGAUUACUGCUCGUGAAAUAAAGCUUUCUGAUGUUCCCUUUAUUGAAUCAAAUAUAGCUGCUUAUUUUAUCUGAAGAUUUGAUUCAAUGAAGUUGGACUUUUCCUUCAGUCAGAACUGGGCCUUGAACUUUACUUCUGUUGCACUUUCACUUUUAUAUAUUUCAGCUUCACUUAUUCUGGAAAUUUUGCAACAUUUAUCAAGCAAUGUAAAUGCUUAGAUUUACUCAUUCUUUUCAGCCACUUUAAGUUGUAAGAUGUAGCUUUCCAGACACAGUUUUGGUUCUUUUACAACUUUUUUCUUCCCAAUGUGAAAAUGUAUACAUCAGUAGGUUUUGUUUUGUUUUUUGGUGAGUUUGCUCCCUGAGCCUGACCUUAUUCUGAAAUGUUAAAAAAACAAAAACAGAAUGAAAACAGAUAUUAAUUAAUUUUGCUAUGUUUGUGAUGGUAACAACAUGACACUCCUAUAGGUGAAGUGUUUAUUUUAUGUUUUGGGGAUUUCUUUGGUUUGUUUUUCAUUAGAAAUGUUUUGUUAUAUGAAAUUAGACUUCUGAGAUGUUGGGACAAUAUACACCAACCAACACAGCUUCAAUCUCAUCAUUGAUGGAAGUUUAAGAAUUAAUCUCUAUACUGAUGCAGCAGUCUGUGUGUGCCCAACACAACUGGAAAAAACAGGUGUUUUAAGUUGUUGUGUAUAUAUUUCUGCUAACUGAAUACUGUGCAUUGUGUUGCUGCAGUAUGUGAGCAGGUUGGUGCCAUUCAUUAUAAGUAACUUGUUUCUAUUGUUACUGUUAAAUUGCUACAGUGUAGAGUGUUUUUUUAACCUCAUAGUUGGAUUUUGAACUUAACUUACUUAUCAGAUCUUAAUCUUUUGAAUUAACUUAUGUUUGGUCAAAUCUCUCAUUUUUUAAGUCCUGGUAUUUUUACUGUGUGGCUUUGUGAGUGCUGAGAAGUGUAAGGGUUGUGCAGGAGCUGCAUACGGAUGUCCUGUUCACAAAAGUGAAAACCUCAAGUUUACACAUGAGGUGACCACUGAGCCCAACCCUCUCCCGUGCCUUGUUGUUGUUUGUGUCAUGAAAAGGCCUUACUAAUAUUCUCACUGCGCCAGUUCAAAGAUAUGUUAAUGAUGCUGUCCAGUCAGGUCUGUGGCUACCUCAGAAAUAAAUGUUUUAAAUUUUAUUUUAUUGUGAGCAUGUUCUCUUGUAUGCCGAUAUUACAUUAUUGCAGUUUAUUGUGAUUUCCUGUGAAUAAGGAACAUCCUCUAAAUUGCAUCUUCUUCUGUUUCAUUAACAAAGCACUGUCACAGUAUUCUCAGCUUUGUAAAAAAAAAAAGGAUUUGAAAUAAACAAGAUUAAAAUACUA
Messenger RNA from Salarias fasciatus (jewelled blenny), 3406 nucleotides. Its product is annotated as pyroglutamyl-peptidase 1. Gene Ontology annotation, biological process: proteolysis. Gene Ontology annotation, cellular component: cytosol. The transcript has 5 exons. Bases 106 to 735 code for a protein of 209 amino acids. The record is from RefSeq and is a predicted model, not a curated record. NCBI's taxonomy places the organism in Eukaryota, Metazoa, Chordata, Actinopteri, Blenniiformes, Blenniidae. Gene Ontology annotation, molecular function: pyroglutamyl-peptidase activity.